AUGGACCCGCCGCCUGGUGGAUGGGAUAAACCUUCAUGGGAACCUAGUGGAGCUUUGAAAAAAGAAAUAAAAAAUGAAGAAGAAGAAGAACAACCUUCAUUUAAUAAUUCAAAAAAGAAGGAAGAGGAAAGAGAAAAACCUUCAUUUGAGCCUUCUGGAAAACUUGCACAGGACACAAAUACAUUUAAAGGUGUUGUUGUUAAGUAUAACGAACCUCCAGAAGCUAAAAUUCCAAAAUUGCGUUGGAGAAUUUAUCCGUUUAAAGGAGAAGAAUCAUUGCCAGUAAUUUAUGUCCAUCGCCAAUCAGCUUAUUUAAUUGGACGUGAUCACAAAGUUGCCGAUUUCCCUAUUGAUCAUCCAAGUUGUUCAAAACAACAUGCAGCUCUUCAAUAUCGUUCAAUGCCUUUUGAAAGGGCUGAUGGGUCUAAAGGAAGAAGAACUCGUCCUUACAUAAUUGAUUUGGGCUCAGGAAAUGGAACAUUUUUGAAUGGUGAAAGAAUAGAAGCUCAACGUUAUUACCAAUUAAAAGAAAAAGAUGUUUUAAAAUUUGGAUUUAGUUCAAGAGAAUAUGUUAUGUUACAUGAACAAUCAUUAAAAGGAGGAGAAGAAUCUGAUACUUCUGAAGGGGAAGAAGAUGAUGUUGGGGAUAUAAUUGAAAGAAGUCAAGAAGAUGAAGAAAGAAUUGCUGCUGCUGAGGAAGAUGAUUUAUUUUAA
This is a messenger RNA of Meloidogyne enterolobii, 714 nucleotides long. NCBI's taxonomy places the organism in Eukaryota, Metazoa, Nematoda, Chromadorea, Rhabditida, Meloidogynidae. The record is from the annotation of a GenBank genome assembly.